AUAAAAUGGGCAUUCCUUAGCCUCUGUUAAAAACCACCCACGCCUUCCUGAUUGCGAAAAGCUUCGGUGCGCAGGAAGAUCCUGAGACAGCGAGCAGGACCUUCGGGCGCCCCGGGAGGAGAUUCCUGCUGCUGCUUCCAGCGAAGGGGGAGAUGCUGCCUCCAGACAACGCGCGUUUGUUUGUUUCAGCAAUUCCUGCCCGUCGGGCUUCGGCUGUUUCCAAAAAGGUUUAUCGCCGUCUGAGCUGUGUGAGCCCCUGCAAAGGAUGAGCACGCUUUAGAAACCCCUUUUCCUCCCGAAGAAGCCCCAAACCCCUGUCCCCACCCAUCACCCCCAACCCACGGGGGCGCCGGUGCUGAGACCAUCGUUUUAAAACAUGCGCCGCCCCGCCCGCCCCGCAGGAGCAGCCUCUGCUGAAUCCUGAGCGAUCUGCUCCACGGCAGAGAGCCCCGCCCCCUGCCCCACCCCCACCUCAGCCCGCGCGUCCAGUUCUCGGGAGAGCCGACCUGUCAGGCCCAAGCGCGCCCGCGGAGAGGCCGGACUGCGAGCUCUUUGCCCUGAUCCACAUCAGUGACUUGAACUAGCCUCAGACGGAGUUUUCUAGUUGGGCGAACUUCACACGUCUUUGGUGGGAAGAGGAGCUGCCUCCAAUCCGGUGCUCUCCGGAAGUGCUGGACUAUCUUGCCCAGUGUCCACAGCCAGCAAAACUGCACUACCCAGUGAUGGGAUCUGUAGUCCAACUCUUUCAGAAAGUUUCCUCUCGAGGUGGCCAAGAAGAACAAACCUAAACCCUGUUCUUACUUCCUGACUCCUAGGAUUUGGAAAGUAAUGCAACAGAACGCUUUUGAGGAAAGCAAAUCCACGUGGCAGGAAUCGCUGGAAAAUGCCGGUGCCCGCAUGCCAUUUCGCUGCCCCCGGUGUGGGGACCACGCCCGGUUCAGGAGCCUCUCCUCCCUGAGGGCUCACCUGGAGUACAGCCACACUUUCGAAGACAGAAGCCUUCGGUCCACAGGCGGCCUCUUUUCUCCCCUCAAGGUGGGUCGGGGCUCCUCUCCCCAGCCCCAGCCCCAGGGGACGUUCGGGGAUGGCGGCAGCAUCCUGAAGCCGAGGCUCUCCUAUCUGAACUUCUGCGAGCCGGAAGAUCCGCGGCCCAGGAGGCCCCUGGCGGGGGAGGCGGAAUGGCCGGCCGACCUCGGAUCCAGCCACGCCUCGGGCGAGUCUGCCCGGGACCCCGCUGGGAAGGCCAUGGACUCCGGCACCUCCUUCGAGGCUCACGUGCGGGAAAAGUUCAACCGCAUGGUGGAAGCCGUGGACAAGACCAUCGAGCGGAGGAUGGAGACCCUUUCCCGCCAGCUGUCCCAAAAGACCGCUGAGCUCUUGGAGGUCCGGGCGGCCUACGCGCAGCUCUCCCAAAAGAAGCAGGAGGUGCAGCGGCGCGAGAGGGCCCUGAACCGCCAGGUGGACGUGGCGGUGGAGAUGAUCGCGGUGCUCCAGCAGCGGCUCACCGAGUCGGAGGAGGAACUGCAUCGGAAGGAGGAUCUGGUCCUGGAAAGCGCAGCAUCGGGCUGGCUCUGUGUGCAUCAGGAGCGCAAGAGGGCAGAUCUCCGGACGGAAACUGGGCGUCUGCUCCUUCUGCCGCUGCUCUUUGCAGCCACAAUCCCAACGGAGCUGUUUUGUGGCCCUCGCAGAGAAGUUGUUACGUUUAAUCACUUCCUGGAGGAGGCGGCUGAGAAGGAGGUUCGGGGGAAAGCCAGGCUGGAGCGCUUCAUUGAGAACCUGCUGCAGCGAGUGGAUCAGGCCGAGAAGCAGCUGGAAAAGUACCAGAAUCAGCAGGGGUCCGGGGACAUCAGCGAACAUCUGUUUACAGAUCUGUCAUCCAUUAAGAAACCCAGAUGCCUCUGGGGAUACCAACACAGUUUUUGUAGCACACCUGACCCCAAACCGCAUUCGCUUCAGAAAGGGCGGGUGUUCCUGAAGAAAGCCAAGGAGGACAGAAUCAGUGCUCACCCAGUUAAAUGGUUUUAUGAACCUGUGGACGGUUCCAGGGACAUUUGGAGACCCCAGAAGAAAGCAGACGCGGGCAACAACAUUGUCCGAAAGGUUAACGUGAAAUCAAAGAUCGGCAAAAAGAGCAAACCGCUCUACUAAGACACCCAUAUAUAUCUGUGGAAGCUCGAGAACAGAGAUAAACGUCAUUGCAGUCACUUCAAGGCGACCACGAGAAGACUUCCAGAUCUGAAGAGGUUCGCCCCAUGACCACCAUCAUGCUGGACCAGUUUCAUCAGGAUGGUGCGCCUACUGUGGUCCUUGGGAAGAGGGAGGGCACCUGGGUCCGUCAGCCUAAACAGCUGAUUCCUUGUCCAUGAUUAGGGUGGGUGAGACCCAGGACUUCACACCUUGGCGUGUUGCGUGUUCUUGAGAUGCUUCCCGUCAGAGGCAGAUGUAGGAAAUUUUUCUGCACUUGGGAUCGCAGCAUCCACCAAUAGCCUCGUCAUCCUUAUUAUUUAUUUUAUUUUUAAUCACUGAACAACUGGAACUAUUGACCCUACCCACCAUAAUGCUUGAUAGCAAGUUUUGGGAAACAUGAAUGCUUAUAUAUUAUUUGGGGAUCUUAAGUUGGCCCUAAUAAAGGUGUCCCCUGAAUACAGAUUCAGAAAUUGUUACUAGAGUGAUGGGGGGGAGAGAGGGAUGCUCCCGACCGUCACAUCCUCACCCCAAAGAACUUGGCCAAAGACGGUUAUCCCUUGUUCCCUUUCCCACUUUCCCUGCUUCCUGUGCAGGCUGGCAGUUCUGCAGCUGUUCCCUCCUCAAGGGGUGGAUCCUGGGACUGUGGACCAUUUGACUUGCUGCACCAAGGAUAUGGGCAAGGGAAGUACACAUACGUAUGGAGAGUCCCUGAAAUAUUGCACCAGGCCACCAAAGUUUUGGAAGAUCCUACUGUCGUUUCAUAGGGUUUCAGGCUUCCCACGCGAGAGAGCUGGCUGUUCUUGCAUGGGGAGGAUCUCGUGAACGAUUGCCAAACUCUUGCAAGACUUCAGCCGUUUAAAAACGUGUGAUUGCUGGUUUAUUGGGGGGGGGGCUAUUUUAAUACCUUGCUUGGAGGGCCUCCUGCAAAUGCGAUGGGGAGGCAGAAGCAUCUGGCUUUGCAGCUUGCCCUGCCCUCUUCCCUGGGGCGGAGGGAGAGGGGCUGCCGACUCAUGCAUCGCAGACUUGGCUCGCCCAGAGUGGGGUGAGCUGAGGGCAGGGGCGGAAGCAGGAGGUUGGCUGCAGGCUUUGGGCCGGCAGGUGCCCGUCCCUGGAAAAGCGUUUUGGCCACCAGAGCGACAAAGCCAGUAGAAAAGAGUUACCUCCCCUUUCGGUGGGAAGACGAGACCAAGAGACAGACGUGGCCCCCCCUUCCUGCUGCCUCUGUGUCUCCCAGAGCCUCUGGCUCUGCCGAAGAGACAAGGGAAAAGCCCGGCUGGGAUUUCACAGGCUGAGCCACUGAGGUCCCUUCCCGCCUUCUCCACUGCUCUUGGCGGCUGUGCUUUAAUAACGUUAGUCUUCAUGCAAAGUUUACAGAUACUUUACUUUCUCCAGAGUACGAAAAAAGUAGCAGAGCCCUGAAUCCCUACCAUUCAUUUUUAAAUGCUUCUGAUAAAAGAUGUAAAAUGUCUUUAUGUGAGGUGGUUUUACGGUAAGCAUAUUAAGCCUUGUGGAUUGUUUUUCUUACAAGAGUUAAAUUUAUUUAGGAAAAACAGUAUGAUUGUGGCAAUAAAAACAGGGUUUGCAAUAUAUUUAACAGAGGUGAAAAACAAGUAAGAGCAUAUGUAAUUGUAGUGCUUGAUCAUUCUGUUAAAAUGUUGCUUCAU
This is a messenger RNA of Python bivittatus (Burmese python), 3851 nucleotides long. NCBI's taxonomy places the organism in Eukaryota, Metazoa, Chordata, Lepidosauria, Squamata, Pythonidae. The record is from RefSeq and is a predicted model, not a curated record.